Messenger RNA from Lindgomyces ingoldianus, 858 nucleotides. RefSeq names its product Isochorismatase hydrolase. The transcript is spliced from 5 exons. NCBI's taxonomy places the organism in Eukaryota, Fungi, Ascomycota, Dothideomycetes, Pleosporales, Lindgomycetaceae. Bases 1 to 858 code for a protein of 285 amino acids. The record is from RefSeq and is a predicted model, not a curated record.
AUGUGUGGUAGUGUAUGUCAUCCCCCUCCGCCGAGACCGCUCUCGGAUUGUGUCUGCGCAGCGUCAUGCUUCGUCGCCUGCCUUUGCUCCCUUCUCCCGCCAGAACUACACUCCACACAGUAUCCCUCCAAAGAAACAACACAAUGGCACAGCGACGGAUCAGUAGGCUCCUCAUUGGCUCCGGCACGCCAUUGCAACGCGCGCUCACAGCUGGAUAGCAAACCCCGCCCUCUUGUGCGAAACCAUCCACCACCCAAGCCUGAACACGUUUGCUCACGCUUUGCCAGUAUCUGUGACCUGCAGGAGAAGUUCCGCCCCGCCAUCCAUGAAUUUCCCAGGGUCAUUGCAACCACGCAGAAGAUGCUCAAAGCGAGCCAAAUCCUAAACAUCCCAGUCUUCGCCACCACCCAGAACAAGGCCCGUCUAGGUGAAACAUGCCCAGAGCUGGGGCUGGAUGUUCCCGGAGGUGUUCAAACGGUGGUCCACGCAGAUAAGACGCUCUUUUCCAUGCUCACUCCAGAAGUCCGCCAGGGCAUCGCCCGACUCAACUCUCAACUCUCGUGCGUGAUCGUCGGCAUUGAAUCCCAUAUCUGUGUAACCCAGACGGCAUUGGAUCUAUUACAUGACGGACAUAAGGUCUACAUUCUGGCCGACGGCGUGAGUAGCUGCAAUAAAGAAGAGAUACCCAUUGCCCUGGAACGGCUACGGCAGGAGGGUGCUGUGGUGACAACCAGCGAGAGCUGGAUGUACGAAUGUGUAGGUGACGCUGGAAUUAAUGAAUUCCGUCAAAUCAUUGGUGUCGUCAAAGAGUCGCAUCAGAGCACAAAGGAAGUUCUGCAGACACUAUGCAAGAUUUGA